Molecule: messenger RNA, 2340 nt
Organism: Symbiodinium natans
Lineage: Eukaryota; Dinophyceae; Suessiales; Symbiodiniaceae
Source: the annotation of a GenBank genome assembly
AUGGCUGAGAGCGUGGAAAGGCCCAGUGCGGACCUGCCAGACACGGUCACAGGGGCGGUUGGUGACAAUUUGUACAGAGUGCCUCACUGCCUGCCGAAGACAUACAUGAAGUGCUGCUUGGAUGCUUGCGCUCAUAUAGAUGAUCGGUUCUUGCUGGAGCCUUGUUCCAAACUGGAGCAGUGCCCGGAGUGCUCAGUGCCCUGCUGCCAGACGUGCCUCCAGACACACCGAACGCGGUGUAAGUUUGGAUGGGACCGAAGUCCGCGAAGCGACGCAGAAGACACCCCAAACGCAAAGACCAAAGAGAGGUUGGUCAGGUCAAUGCUGCUUGUUGAACCAGAUUGGGAGGAGUGUCACUACGACCUGCUCCAGCCACAGAUGACAGAGCUGAUUCGUGAGUCCAUGCUUUGGCUUCUGCGGUUUGUGGCCUGGUUGACCACGGCUCUGGGGCUUGAGUGCCUCAUGCCGAAGGCCAAAGAGGGUCUGAGGAGUGUCGUCUCUUGCCUGAAGGAGCUUGGUGGCGUGAAGGUUCCUGCAGAGUCCCGCGCACGUUUUGGCUUCCUGAUGGUCGUGCUGCUGUUGCGAGAUCCUCGGCACUUCGACCAAACAGAGAUCAUGGAACUGAUGGCAAUGGCUUUGUCGUGGUAUGAGCAGGUAUCCAAUGACAUCUUGAAGCUGCAGUUGAGUCAACUGCUGGAAAUGGCUCUGCGUCGAGGUGUGAAGCCCUGGGACUUGGACGAACAUCAAAGCAGUGGAGGGGCCUGUGACCUUCAGGUGAUGCGCUUCCUCUUCAGUCGCAUCAGGGCAGCAAACCAGCUGCACCUCACGAAGCGUCUCCUUUUGGGACUCCAUUCCCUGUCUGUUGAAGUCAGGGAAUUUUGGGAAGACCACCUACUGGAGCACGCCAGCAAAGAUGAUGAACGUUUGCUCGGACGCAUGAAGGCGCACUUGGAUCAGAGAAAGCCGAAGUGCUCCACCCUGGAAUUCCCAUCGCCAGUGGACGAGCAGUUCUUCUGGUCAAGUUUGACGCAAAUCCAAGCAGGGCAUGAAGAGGCCGGUGGCGCGUCUGGCUCCCUGGUCCAGGAGUACGAGGCCUCCCCUCAGCUCGAAGGCCCGGUGGAGACGGUGAAGGUGCUUGUGAAGCAGGGGAGCUCCGUCAUCGUGGAGGCGGCCGUGGCCGACCUCAUGCAGUUUAGCUGGCUGCUCAUCUUGGACAACCCGGAGAUUGGGAGGGUCAUGGGCGAGUUGAACUUGAAGCCCGCCGAUGUGAAGGUUACCUACGAAGUUGUGGCCACUGCAGAAGAUCGGAUAAUGGUCAAGAUGGUGCCGGCUGUUGAACUAGAGAAGCUGAUGGACAGGCCAUACGACCUGUACCAGCCUAAAAACAACAGCUAUCGCCAUCGGAUGCUCAACGAAUUUCUGAAUGAGCGCCGCAAUGACGCAGAGGUGUGCCGGGCAUACAGUAUAUUGGCCUUCACUGCAGCUGUCUCCACUGUGUUGGCCUUCGUCGUUCAUCUGGGUGACCGUCACGCGGGAAACAUCAUGAUUACAGACAGCGGUGUGUACUUCCACAUCGAUUUCGGCUUCGUCUUGGGCAAGCGGCCAGCAAGUUUUCAGCUUUAUGGUGCUAACCCGCCUUUCCGCUUGGACUAUGGCGCGAUUGUCACAGCCAUUACAGAACGGCGAGUUCGCGACAUCUUCUUUCCGGUGGUCAAGCUUUCGUUCCAGACAUUGCGAGACCAUUACGACGAAAUGGUGGCUUUUGUUGCAGACAUCUACCUGAAGGAAGCGCGGACAACCGAAGAAGUUGCCACCCAGGGACCUGCACACCAAAAGGCACAAGCCUUUUUGGCUGAGCGCUUGGUGCCUGGGUUUUCGGGAGAGCAGGCUGCGCGAUUCAUCCAGGCAGUUGUGCUUUAUUUCCAGGACCACAUCGUGUUCGCAGCACACGAUUCCUGUCGAGCCUGCCGCUCCGCGAUGCCUUCGAUGCAGGAGACACAGCAGGUGGUGGCUGAAGGCAGCGUGAAGAUGGGAAGUGCACUCGUCCGUUGGGCUGAAAGCCUUGCAAGGGCCACUGCUGGGGGAAUGAAAACUGCAGCUAUUAGGGGCAAGCUCAUCGCUACCAGAUUCUGGCAAGAGCGUGGUGAGGUCAUAGAUGCUGCCGCAUCGUCGGCUGAUGAAGCCGAGGCUCACCUCCUUGACCAAUAUUACGCAUGGAGUAGCGAGCCAUACUUCGUCACGUGCGGCCAAGAUGUUGCAACAAAACCAAGAGACCUAUCCCAAUCUCCCUCCACCGCGCAUGCGCAGGGCCCGGACGUACCGAAUUCCGUGUCAGAGUGA